This is a messenger RNA of Blepharisma stoltei, 1497 nucleotides long. Lineage: Eukaryota; Ciliophora; Heterotrichea; Heterotrichida; Blepharismidae. The record is from the annotation of a GenBank genome assembly.
AUGGCGGACCAAUUUGGCUUUCAACCGCUUUGCAAUAAACCAGCAGAGUCCCAGUGCAAUUACUACAUUUCUCAUGACUUACACCUUGGAGCUCACGUGACUUCAUCAAAUAAUGAGCGCCCAGUUGAGAAAAUCCUUGAGAACUUAAAUAUUGAAGUAGCUCUGGGAGAUAGUUUUGAAGAAGUCCAUAAAAUAUCAAACCCUAUUAUGGAUGCUACUCUUGACAAAAUAUAUGAGCAAAUAUCUAUAAUCAAUAUAUUAAAAACUGAAUUAUCAAAUAGGAAUUUAGAGAAUAGCUAUUGUGGUAAGUUGCUUAAAAAAUGGCUGAAUUCAAUUCAGGAAUACAAUGAAGUUUUUGAUAUAAUUAAAACUGGCAUAGAAAAUGCUAUGUCAAUUGACGAACUUCCUUUAUCCUUAAUGGAAAUUAUGCUACUUAUAGAAAAUGCUGAAAAUGAAAUAGAAUUUUUAUGAAAAUUAAAUGAAAUUUCGUUAUUAGAAAAUGAUUUUAGGAACGAAUGGCUCAAAAAAUUUAGAAAAAAUACUGAAAUUGAAAAUUUAAAAUCUAACUUUAAGGGAAAAAUAAAAGAUUUUAAAAAAUGAUGUUUAAAUCGCAAAAACAACAAAAACACUUUUAAGUCCUCAGAAAAUGAAAAAAUCGUAAGUCUUCUUAAUAAGCUGAGCUUAAUUUCUGAACUAACUAAAACCAAUUUCGAGGCAAAAUAUUUUUUCCAAAUCAAAAAUAAUAAUCUUCUUAUAUAUUCUCCAGAGACCCAAAGAGAAUGUAUAAUUUAUUUUACAUUGUAUAGAAAUAAUUUCGUAAAAGAAGCUCAGGUAGUCGCGCUCCCUAAUAAUGAAAUUUUUUGUCUAUGGAAUUACAAUCUUGCAUGCAAAAUUAAUCUAAAAACUUUAAAAGUUAUAAGAAUGUUUCCUCGUUACAGAGGCUCCCGCUAUUACCCACUAAUAUAUUAUGAUAAUUGUGUUUACGCUUUUGGAACAACGAAAAUUUUCGAAAAAUAUGAUUUAAUUAAAAAUCUAAAAACAACACUGCCAAAGCAUUGUAUCCAAGAAUCCUCUGAUUUUUCCUGCUGUGUGUAUAAAAAUUCAAUUUUAUUUUGCGCUGAGUUAAGCUUGAGAUUAUUUAAAUUUGAUUUUUUAAUUCAAAGUUAUUCAGAAAUUUUAUUUAACGGAAUGGAUUCAUUAUCUCGAAAAAGAAUUUUUACUGGAAAUAUGAGGGCUUAUAUAUAUGACGAUAGGAAAGGAAUUUUCGAAAGUGGAAUUGAUAAUGAGUAUGUCUGGAAUAGAAUUAGUGAAAAUAUCAAUAUAUUUUAUAUAGAAGAAAUUGAUCAAAGUAUUGCUAAUUCGGUAUAUUUUUAUUUAAUAGAUAAUGAAGACUCGAUGGAUAUAUAUAAAUUUGAUCUUUGCAAUAAGCAGCUUUAUAGGGAAAGUACUAAAAAUUAUAUACAAGAUUUUCAUUAUAGAAGGUUGGCAAUUUACUAA